AUGUCGUCAAUUCUAGAUCAACGUCCUGAUAUUAUAUAUGGGAACUCGAUACGCAAAGACAAUGGAUAUGAUGCGAGCAGCUACACAUAUUACCCUGUAGCUAUCAUUGGAGCUGGAGAGUCGGGGAUUGCUAUGGGCUGUAGACUAAAGGAAGUUCUCGGGCAUGAUCAAUUCCGGAUCUUCGAUCGACAGUCAGGUAUUGGAGGAACAUGGUGGAUCAACAGAUACCCAGGAGUCGCUUGUGAUGUACCAGCAAUAUUUUACUCGUUCUCUUUUUGUCCCAAUCCAAAAUGGACUGCCUUCUACCCAGAAGGCCGAGAAAUCGUCACUUACCUACAAGGCGUCUGCGACAAGUAUCAGAUCGUGGACAAGAUCCAACUCAAUACCGAUGUCAGAGAGUGCGUAUGGCUGGAAAACGAACAGAUUUGGGAGGUGACAUUGCAACAUUUAUUGACGGGAGUCGGCGAUCUUUCAGAACACGAUCGGGCGAAGAAGAUUCGUGAAGAAGGUAGACAAUCAGUCUACGUUUCGGAAGAGAAGAUUCGGUGCAAAGUGCUGGUGAGCAGCGUGGGAGGCCUUGUGGAACCAAAAGUCUGGCCAGAAAGCAUUCCUGGAAACGACAAGUUUCAGGGCGAGAUUUUCCAUUCCGCUAGAUGGAGAUAUGAUGUGGACUUCAAGGAUAAAGAUGUCAUUGUUAUUGGCACGGGGUGUAGUGCUGCCCAAUUUGUCCCUCGCUUGACAAAGGAGUAUGGCGCCAAAUCAGUGACCCAACUCAUGCGUUCCCCUCCCUGGGUAGUUCCACGACAGAUUCCUCCUGGAGGGAACGAAUGGUGGGAGAAGUGGUCUCCAUGGAUCAACACCCACGUUCGAGGAUUUGGAAAAGCAGUUCGGUUCCUGAUUGCAGCUGGAGCUGAAUACGACUGGAGGCUCUUCGGAUCCGAAAAAUACCACGAAAAGGAACGUAAGAAAGUGGAGACUCAGCUUCUUGCUCACCUGCAUAACUCGGUGCCCAAGAAAUACCAUGAGAUCCUUACUCCAAAUUAUGGAGUUGGAUGUAAACGUCGCAUAUUCGAUACGACUUGGUUUGCUGGGUUGAACGAUCCUUUCAUUGAGUUGACAACGCUCCCACUCACAAGUCUUGGCGAAAAGACUGUAACAUUGGGCCCUGGCCGCACGUAUCCAGCCAUGAGCGAUACGACAAGCAAUGCGCCUUCUCAUGAAGUAACACUACCCGCCGAUAUCAUCGUCCUCGCCAAUGGAUUCGAGACGACAAAGUGGCUUCAUCCACUGGAUAUCACAGGUCGAGGUGGAAAGAAGCUGCACGACGUGUUCGAUGAACGUGGUGGAGCUCAGAUGUAUAUGGGAACGGCCAUGGAUGGAUUCCCCAACUUCUUCACAAUAUUCGGACCAAACACGGCGACUGGCCACUCAUCUGUCAUCUUAGCUUCUGAGAAUAUGGUGAACAUGAGUUUGAAAUUCAUCGGGCCCAUCUUGAAAGGAGAUGUUGCAACUGCAGAAAUCAAGAAAGAUGCAGAGCUUGAGUAG
Cadophora gregata is the source of this 1545-nucleotide messenger RNA. RefSeq lists its product as uncharacterized. Gene Ontology annotation, molecular function: N,N-dimethylaniline monooxygenase activity; flavin adenine dinucleotide binding; NADP binding. The transcript has 3 exons. The record is from RefSeq and is a predicted model, not a curated record. The coding region runs from base 1 to 1545 and encodes 514 amino acids. NCBI's taxonomy places the organism in Eukaryota, Fungi, Ascomycota, Leotiomycetes, Helotiales, Ploettnerulaceae.